UUGCACUAUAGCAGUCUCCACCCAUUAAAAUGACAUAAAUACCCUCGCACUCCAAUCCCAUCAUUACACACAACACAACUUUGCAUCUUCGUGCAAUAUGGCUUGUGAGUUGUGUCUCGGUUCCUUGCAAAAAAGCUAGUAAGCCAGAAAUGAACCACCGUCGUCACUGUAUAUAAAUGCGUAACGGGGUCAAAGCCGCGUUUGGAUUCGGAGAUCUUGGAUCUUCGCCGGAUCUCUCCCUCGCAUUCUUACGCCACACACAUUUGCAACACAACUAGUAAAAACCGGAACGAAUUAAAUAUCUAAUCUAAUCUCUCAGAUCGGAAUCUUAACCUUCAAAAUCAAUCCAAACGCGCCCUUACUAGAUCCAACUUUCUCAGAUCCCUCACUUUCCCGAGAAAUUCCUCUCAGAAUUUUCUCACCGCCACUGCUUCGUGCUCUUCUUCUUCCUUCGCAGUCGAGGUCACGGAUCCAACAAUGUCUCUGCGCUUCAGCUUCAGCAAUCGAGCAACCGCUCUCGCUGUUCUCCUCUGCUUGUUCUUCUUCCACCUGUCACCGACCUUCGCUCAGGAUACUCUUGCUCAGAACGGGAAGGAGGAUUCCGGUGGAUCUGUGGAUCUCGGUCGCCGCGGCAAACUUUGGGAGAAUGAUGCUGUCGGUGAUUCCAAGGAUGCUGGCCGUGCGAUUACCUUCGAUGAUGAUGGUCUUGGAGUGUUUGAUGCAUUUUUCGCCAGUCUAUCAAUGAUCAUUGUCAGCGAGAUUGGAGAUGAGACAUUUAUAAUAGCAGCUCUUAUGGCUAUGCGCCAUCCAAAGUCCAUUGUGUUGUCUGGUGCGCUAACUGCCCUGGUUGUAAUGACGGUACUCUCCACUGGACUUGGCAGGAUUGUGCCAAAUUUAAUUUCGAGGAAGCAUACAAAUAGUGCUGCAACAGUUCUAUAUGCUUUCUUUGGGUUGCGAUUGCUGUAUAUUGCUUGGAGAUCAUCAGAUUCAAAAUCUUCACAGAAGAAAGAAAUGGAAGAAGUUGAAGAAAAGCUUGAAAGUGGACAAGGGAAAAGUUCAUUUCGGCGGAUCUUUUCAAGAUUCUGUACACCAAUAUUUCUGGAGUCAUUCAUUUUAACAUUUCUUGCUGAGUGGGGUGAUCGUAGCCAGAUUGCAACAAUUGCACUGGCAACUCACAAAAAUGCAGUGGGAGUAGCAAUGGGGGCAACAAUAGGGCACACAAUCUGCACUUCACUGGCAGUGGUGGGAGGAAGCAUGCUGGCUUCUAAGAUCUCCCAACGCACGGUAGCCAUGGUCGGUGGCUUUCUCUUCCUCGGCUUUUCCUUGUCUUCAUACUUCUACCCUCCACUAAAUGAUAUUAUAUGCAUGGGUUAUCGUUCUUGGAAAUACCAUGUCUCUCAAAUUUCAGUGACCAAUUUUCUCAAUGCCACCACCCCAAUUCACACCCCUUGGCGCUAUUCAUGCUCAAAACUACUUCACUCCACCAUAUCCUAUGCCCCAAAAUCGGCAUCACGGAAACCCAUAGGUGCUUUUCAUGCAAGCUUCAUCAAGAAAGGUGCCCUUCAAACUAUAAACUUGGUUAACCAUCUUCUGACCCUCUAUGUUAAACACAACAAAUUGGACUAUGCCCAGAAGCUGUUCGAUGAAAUUCCCCACAGAGACACUCACACUUGGACCAUCCUUAUAUCUGGUUUUGCUAGAACUGGCUCCUCAGUGGCGGCCUUUGACCUUUUCAGGGAAAUGCAGGAAAAGGAUGCUUCCCCGAAUCACUAUACAUUGUCUAGUGUAUCCAAGUGUUGCUCAGCGGAGAACAAUCUCUCACUGGGUAAGGAGAUUCAUGGUUGGAUUCUGAGGAAUGGGGUUGGUGGUGAUGUUGUGCUGAAGAAUUCUAUCCUUGAUCUUUACUUGAAGUGCAAGGCUUUUGGAUAUGCAGAGAGGUUCUUCAAUUUGAUGAAUGAGAGGGAUGUUGUGUCAUGGAAUAUAAUGAUUGGCGCAUAUCUGCGAGUGGGAGAUGCAGAGAAGUCUCUUGAGAUGUUCAAUAACUUGCCUUACAAGGAUGUGGUCAGUUGGAAUACAAUCAUAGAUGGGCUAAUGCAAUGUGGUUAUGAAACAUGCGCAUUGGAGCAGCUCUAUUGUAUGGUGGAACAUGGGACGGAGUUCACUGCAGCCACACUAUCCAUAGCACUUAUUUUGACUUCUUCAUUGUCACUUUUGGAGAUUGGAAAACAACUUCAUGGGCAGGCCUUAAAAUAUGGUUUUAAUUGUAAUGGCUUUGUGCGGAGUUCACUUGUAGAAAUGUAUUGCAAGUGUGGGAGAACGGAUAAGGCAUCUAUAGUUCUCAGAGAUAUACCUCUGAAUUCUCUAAGAAUAGGGAAUGCUGGAACUGAGGAAUCAAAUUCAGAAAUGAUUUCAUGGAGUUCGAUGGUUUCUGGUUACGUUUGGAAUGGCAAGUAUGAAGAUGCUUUAAAAUCUUUCAAGUCAAUGGUCCGGGAACUGGUUGUAGUGGAAAUUCGGACCGUCACAACCAUUAUUUCAGCUUGUGCCAGCGCUGGAAUCUUGGAAUUCGGUCAGCAGACGCAUGCUUACAUUCAGAAAAUUGGGCACAGAAUUGAUGCUUAUGUUGGUUCAUCCUUAAUUGAUAUGUAUUCUAAAUCCGGUAGCUUGGAUGAUUCCUGGAAGAUUUUCAGACAAAUCUUAGAACCGAAUGUUGUCUUAUGGACUUCAAUGAUAUCUAGCUGUGCGCUACACAGUCAGGGGAGGCAGGCAAUCAGUCUUUUUGAUGAAAUGUUGAAACAGGGUAUUUUACCAAAUGAGGUUACAUUUUUAGGGGUUUUAAAUGCAUGCAGCCAUGUAGGGCUGCUUGAAGAAGGCUGUAAGUACUUUAGAAUGAUGAAAGAUAUUUAUCACUACAAUCUUGGAGUUGAACAUUGCACUUCCAUGGUUGAUCUUUAUGGUCGAGCAGGUCGCUUAAUCGAGGCAAAGAACUUUAUCUUUGAAAAUGGCAUCUCCCACUUGACUUCUGUAUGGAAAUCCCUUUUAUCGUCAUGCCGGCUUCACAAAAAUUUUGAGAUGGGGAAAAGGGUUUCUGAUAUCCUACUUCAACUUGCACCAUCUGAUCCAGGAGCCUAUGUUCUGCUAUCAAAUAUGUGUUCUUCAAAUCAUCGAUGGGACGAGGCAGCAAAGCUAAGGAGUUUAAUGCAUCAAAGAGGUGUCAAGAAGCAGCCAGGUCAAUCUUGGAUUCAGCUAAGGGAUCAGAUCCACACCUUUGUCAUGGGAGAUAGGUCUCAUCCACAAGACAAGGAGAUAUAUUCAUAUCUUGACAAUUUAAUUGGAAGGUUGAAGGAAAUCGGCUAUUCCCUUGAUGCCAAUCUUGUCAUGCAGGAUGUAGAAGAAGAACAAGGGGAAGUACUUAUUGGUCAUCAUAGUGAAAAACUUGCAGUUGUCUUUGGCAUCAUUAACACUGCUCCUAAGAUGCCGAUUCGAAUUAUGAAGAACCUCCGCAUUUGUACCGAUUGCCAUAAGUUCAUCAAGUAUGCUUCUCAGCUUCUAGAACGAGAAAUAAUCGUCAGAGACAUUCAUAGGUUCCAUCAUUUUAGGCAUGGCCAUUGCUCUUGUGGAGAUUAUUGGUGACAAUUGACAAAAGCCAAAAUUAUAUUAUACAUAAUUACCUAGUCUAUAUAGAAUAUUUCUGAAACCACUUUUCAUUCUUUAGCAUGUAAAUCUUAACUCACCAGACACCAGUCCAUCCGAGCCUUGUAGGCUGUAGCAGUAGCAAAAAUUGACAGCAAAUUCUUGUUCUAGUACUGGUUUCAGGUUAGUUUCA
This is a messenger RNA of Arachis ipaensis, 3823 nucleotides long. Its product is annotated as GDT1-like protein 4. Gene Ontology annotation, cellular component: Golgi apparatus. NCBI's taxonomy places the organism in Eukaryota, Viridiplantae, Streptophyta, Magnoliopsida, Fabales, Fabaceae. Gene Ontology annotation, biological process: Golgi calcium ion transport; manganese ion transmembrane transport; Golgi calcium ion homeostasis. The record is from RefSeq and is a predicted model, not a curated record. Gene Ontology annotation, molecular function: manganese ion transmembrane transporter activity; calcium ion transmembrane transporter activity.